This is a messenger RNA of Onychostruthus taczanowskii (white-rumped snowfinch), 342 nucleotides long. RefSeq names its product dnaJ homolog subfamily C member 15-like. Gene Ontology annotation, molecular function: ATPase activator activity. Lineage: Eukaryota; Metazoa; Chordata; Aves; Passeriformes; Passeridae. Gene Ontology annotation, cellular component: PAM complex, Tim23 associated import motor. The transcript has a single exon. The record is from RefSeq and is a predicted model, not a curated record. Gene Ontology annotation, biological process: protein import into mitochondrial matrix.
AUGACAGCAGCUGGACUUGGGUUUGCAACUUGAGCAUUUGCAGGUCAUUAUGCUUUGCACCUUUGGAAAACAUUGGAGCAGGUAUUUACAGAGACAGUAAAGUGGAUUUUGACCUCUAGUCUUUCAUUAUACUAUAAAGGAGGAUUGGAACAGAAAAUGACUGGAUCAGAAGUUAGUCUUAUUUUAAGUAUAAGUCCAUGUACUGUCAAGUCCAAAAUCAAAACAUGCCACAGAAAAAUGAUUAUGAAUCAUCUUUAUAAAGGAAGAUCACCUUACUUAACAGCAAAAGUAAAUGAAGCAAAAGAUUUAUCACUGUUGGAAUUCAGUGAUAAAAUCCAGUGA